CUUGCAACCUGUUAUAGUUGAGACAUUUGUUGAAGGAGGUGGAAGACGACGAUUAUGAUGAGGAACUCUGCCUCGCGACGCCCCCCUCCUCACCAGAAUCAGGCCAAGGUCACUCCAACUCCUCCUCAGGCAGCUGCGGCCUCUCCUCACCGCCGAGCGUCGUGCGAUGCACGUCAGUCGCGCGACUCAUCAGCGUCUCAGCCUCCACCAACACCAACAACAACAGGCAUCACUCGCGCACCCUCGACCACUCGCCCGACUCGCGGCGCAAGAUCCACAAAUGCCAGCACCCCGGCUGCAAAAAGGUCUACACCAAAAGUUCGCACCUCAAGGCUCAUCAGCGCACGCAUACGGGUGAGUUAUGGAGGUUUUCGAACUCAAUGAGACCAAAAUACAUAGAUUAGUCAUCGAAUAUGUAAGUAGAAAUCCAUCAUGAUCAAUAGCUAACUCGAACUUGGAUGGUUAUACUUAACUUUCCCCGGAAUCGAUUAGGUUUUUCAGGCAUAGAAUAAUUGAAAAUUGUUGUGAUGAAAUCAGUAAUGAUUGAAUCUUUCAUGAACUCAAUCAUUCAAACAUUGGAAUUUGAAUGGUAUUUUAAUCAGUGGAGCACAGUAAAUUAGUUCAACAAAAGCUACUUAUAUUGUCUACAAAAAGUCAAAUAAAUAAAACAUUUUCCAAAUUAUAAAAUAGUGGUAAAUUUUCUAUGCUUAGUCAAAGUUUGUGUAAUGUUAAAGUUCUAUUAAAGAAGAGUUUAAUUCAAAGAGUGGAAUUUUUCAGUUAAUUUUAGCGUUGUGAGCUUCUUACAUUGUGAAGGAAAAUUAUUUAAAAGUCUUGCUGGGUCCCCUGCCGAAAAGUCCUUAUAUUUAUCUAGCUCCAUACUUUCUCAAAUUCCUUGUCCAAAACUCCGUUCCAAUUCACUUUUUUUAAAAAUUCGACUGAGUCAUUGUCAAUAUUGUCAUAGUCAAUAAAUGUGACCGGUUCGGUCGACCAUGGUCGUAAACCGAAUAAAACUGUGUAGGAUUUGACAACAUAUAUUAUUUGUGUUUUUGUUCUACUACUUUUUUCUCAAAAAAUAAAUAACUUGGUUACAUCUCAUAGACAUUACAUCAUCAUGGUUGAACGAAGAUUGAUCGAUCACAACACAACCGAUUCAACACAAUAAAUAUUUCAUACUUUUCGUACAAAAAAUAGCUCUCCUAUUUUUAUCAGUCAACAAUACUGCAUCCUCCCCAACCGUGUUGACUGGAAUUUCACGAAUUAUUUCCGGUAUGAUUCGGAACUCGUGAGGCUCGGCUCGCGCGUCUCGACCAGACAGAGAGCGACGUAUUUAUUUUUGUGUAAAUCUGUGACAGAAAAACUGUUUCGCUCUCAUGCAUGUGUGAACAAUAAAAAUGAACAUUCCAAUUGACCACCACCGCAUUCAUCUGAAAUUGCUCGCUUUAGAGCCCUGUGGUUACACCAGAUGCUUAUCUCCAGUCGUUUCAAUUUACUUUUUAUUUUUGUUGCUGGAAAAAAUGAUGAACGUUGCCUUUUUGUUAGAGUGUAACGUGUGGAAUGAGCAUUUCGAAAAUGUUCUGUUCCACUAUCCACCCCUCUCAAUCAACCCUCACACUCUCUCUCUCAUCCGUAACUCAAAUACUCUCUCAAUUUCUCUCUCUUACAUACCCUCUUAAUUUAUCACUCUCUUCCCACAUCU
Molecule: messenger RNA, 1696 nt
Organism: Nilaparvata lugens (brown planthopper)
Lineage: Eukaryota; Metazoa; Arthropoda; Insecta; Hemiptera; Delphacidae
Product: transmembrane protease serine 13-like
Exons: 2
Coding region: 55-384 (109 amino acids)
Source: RefSeq, a predicted model, not a curated record